CCUCCCAUUCUCACCGUGCAUGUCAGGCUCAGGGAGCGUGCAGCGCGGCGAUCGGCAGUGCGCUGUGUCCCACGGACACAGCGGAUCACCAAUCACGAAAAGAGCCAAAGAUGUCGGCUCGGUCAUGUGAUCAGCUGUGUCCAAUCACAGCUGAUCACAUGGGACAUGUACACUGAUCAUCAGGGCACUGAUGAUCAGUGUGCCCUGAUGAUCAGUGUAGCCCCAGCAGUGCCACCUGUCAGUGUCCAUCAGUGCCUUGUGUCAGUGUUCAUCACUGCCUCAUGCCAGUGCCCAUCAGUGCCAGAUCAAUGCCACAUAUCAGUGCCUACCAGUGCACAUCAAUGCCACAUAUCAGUGCCCAUCUGUGCUGCCUUUCAGUGCCACCCAUCAAUG
Staurois parvus is the source of this 393-nucleotide messenger RNA. Lineage: Eukaryota; Metazoa; Chordata; Amphibia; Anura; Ranidae. The record is from the annotation of a GenBank genome assembly.